Maylandia zebra (zebra mbuna) is the source of this 1192-nucleotide messenger RNA. The record is from RefSeq and is a predicted model, not a curated record. NCBI's taxonomy places the organism in Eukaryota, Metazoa, Chordata, Actinopteri, Cichliformes, Cichlidae.
AGAUGAAACAGUGGUCUCCUGAACAAGGAAUCAGGGCAAUGGUAAAGCGGGUAAGGGAUGUCAGAGGAGUGCGGCCUUGUUACAGAGACGAUGUUGCUAAUAUAAUGAGGUAUAUGGAUGCAAGUGGUCUUCAGAGGAGAUCUCCUGGAAAGAAGAAAAUUCCCCGUCGGAAUUACAUCAGCCGUGGUCCAAAUGACACAUGGCACAUUGAUGGCAAUGAUAAACUGAAGUUCUUUGGAAUGUGGAUACAUUUGGGGAUUGAUGGAUUUUCCAGGAAGGUUCUAUGGCUAAAGGUGGGCACAUCCAACCGCAAACAAAACUUUGUGGCCAGAUACUUCUUUGAGGCUGUUCAAGAACAGGGUGGCUGUCCUCAAAUGAUUCGGGGGGACAGAGGAAAGGAGAACCUUGUUGUGGGUCAAAUGCAGAUGGCAUUUCACAUGCGAGAUCUUGGGAAUCAGGCAUGGAGGUGCUUCAGAAUGGGGACAUCAGUGCACAACCAGAGAGCUGAAUGUUUCAACAGUAUUUUAAAGCGGACAUGGAUUAAGAAAUGGCUGACAACAUUUGAGGCCAUGAUGGAGUCUGGGAUCCUUGAACUGGACAAUCCUGUGCACAUCAACUGCUUGCAGUACUCACACUUGCCACUGCUUCAAAGAGACUUAAAAACGGAGCAAACAGUUUGGAACACCCAUGACAUCCGCAAGCAACGCAAUGCACCUGGUCCAUUUGGGAAACCCGACCUUCUGUUUACCUCACCACCUCCUGGAUAUGGCAAUGUGCUGCACAUUGUUGACCCAGACCUUUUAGACUAUGCCAAGCAAUUAAUCUGUGAGAGGGAAGAGCCUUCACUGGUAGCAAACCAGGAAUUCAGAGACAUGUGCCAGAACAUUUUAGAAAACAGCCAGUUUCCCUGCACACCUGAUGGUUGCCUUGCUGCAUACCUCAUGCUAGUCCAAGAGCUCACAACUGCCAUGAACAGAAAUGCAGUUCCUACACCUUCUACGUUUGCCGAGGCAAAUGACAUAUACAUCUUUCUGAAGAGAGAGAGGAUGGAAGGUGCACCAGUAAACAUUUCCAAUGACCAAUAAAAUCAUACAACAGUGUUUGUUAACAUUUAUUUAUCCUUGUUUAAAAUCAACAGGUAAUUUGAAAACUGUCUGACCAACAAAAUGUACAAUAAAAUUUUGAAAUACAA